Molecule: messenger RNA, 4902 nt
Organism: Vombatus ursinus (common wombat)
Lineage: Eukaryota; Metazoa; Chordata; Mammalia; Diprotodontia; Vombatidae
Gene: EGR3
Product: early growth response 3
Exons: 2
Coding region: 113-1273 (386 amino acids)
Biological process (GO): regulation of transcription by RNA polymerase II
Molecular function (GO): RNA polymerase II cis-regulatory region sequence-specific DNA binding; DNA-binding transcription factor activity, RNA polymerase II-specific
Source: RefSeq, a predicted model, not a curated record
CUCGCAUGCUUUUCCCCCGCACCACGGAUCGCCUCUCGGAUGCCGCUUCCUGGGGAGCUGUGCUAAGAGCGAUCGGCGGCGGUGGCGGUGGCGGCGGCAGCUCGGGAGUGCUAUGACCGGCAAACUCGCCGAGAAGCUGCCGGUGACCAUGAGCAGUUUGCUAAACCAACUGCCUGACAAUCUGUACCCCGAGGAGAUCCCCAGCUCUCUCAACCUCUUCUCCGGCAGCAGCGACGCGGUGGCUCAUUACAACCAGAUGGCUACAGAGAAUGUGAUGGACAUCGGUCUGGCGAACGAGAAGCCCAACCAGGAACUCUCUUACUCCGGCUCCUUCCAGCCCGCUCCGGGCAACAAGACGGUGACCUACUUGGGGAAGUUCGCCUUCGACUCCCCCUCCAACUGGUGUCAGGACAACAUCAUCAGCCUCAUGAGCGCCGGCAUCCUAGGGGUGCCCCCGGCCUCCGGGGCGCUCAGUACACAGACCUCUACCGCCAGCAUGGUGCAGCCGCAGGGCGAGGUGGAACCCAUGUACCCGGCGUUGCCCCCUUACUCCAACUGCAGCGACCUCUAUUCUGAGCCCGUGUCUUUCCAUGACCCUCAGGGCAACCCCGGGCUCGCCUAUUCCCCCCAGGAUUACCAGUCGGCCAAGCCCGGUUUGGACAGUAACCUUUUCCCCAUGAUCCCCGACUACAACCUGUACCACCACCCCAACGAGAUGGGAUCUGUCACGGAGCACAAGCCCUUCCAGAGCAUGGAUCCCAUCCGGGUCAACCCGCCCCCCAUCACCCCCCUGGAGACCAUCAAGGCUUUCAAGGACAAACAGAUUCACCCCGGCUUCGGCAGCUUGCCCCAGCCGCCGCUCACUCUCAAGCCCAUCCGGCCCCGCAAGUACCCCAACCGACCCAGCAAGACCCCGCUCCACGAACGACCCCACGCGUGUCCGGCCGAGGGUUGCGACCGCCGCUUCAGCCGCUCAGACGAGCUGACCCGGCACCUGCGUAUCCACACUGGCCACAAGCCCUUCCAGUGUCGGAUCUGCAUGCGCAGUUUCAGCCGCAGCGACCACCUCACCACCCACAUCCGCACUCACACGGGCGAGAAGCCCUUCGCCUGCGAGUUCUGCGGGCGCAAGUUCGCGCGCAGCGACGAGCGCAAGCGCCACGCCAAAAUCCACCUCAAACAGAAGGAGAAGAAGGCAGAGAAGGGGGGAGCGGCCUCCGCCUCCUCGGCGCCCCCUGUAUCUCUGGCUCCCGUCGUCACCACCUGCGCCUGAGGACCUGGCUCCGGCUCCAGACCCCACUUUUCCCCUCCAGUGCCUCCCCGUUGCUGCCUUGAAAGUAAUGGGGCACCCCGCCACGGAGGCGCAGGGGCCGCGCCCUGGCCUCUCCCUGGACGCACGGCCCCCAACUCCCCUAUGAUGCUUCCUACCCACCCCCUCGGCACUAGCCUAGGAUUAGGGGUCCAGAUGGGGGAAUCCUCCCCCUCGCCGCCGCCCUUCACUGGGUAGGGGGGUGUGGAAAGGUGGCGUCUAGCCCGCUUUGUUCAACUCGGAUCGCCUUGAUCCACGGGGGGCAGGUGGGACUCACCAGGGACCUUACGAAGACUUGUGGGUGGGGUAAGGAGCCUAGUCCGACCCUUGCACACCCCACCGCCCUCCGUCUCCACCUCCCCCGCCCCCCAUCUUGGAGACGGGGGUGGGAGGGGGGGAGAUGAGGAGCGCACCAAAGCGCAGUGCUUGCUGCCCGCCGUGUGCGCGCCUGCGUGCGCGUGUAUGUGUGUGUGUGUGCGUGUGUGUGUUAUGUAUGUAUGUUUGUGACUGAGCUCUCAACUGGGCUGUUUUACCAUCCUCCCCUCAAAAAAACUCUCCUUCCCACACCCAGUCCCCAGGCUUCUUGGAGGAGAGCCAGAGCAAAUAACUGGCGUUGGGGGUCGGCCCGCAGGGCGGGACGAGGUGGGCUUUCUUUCGUCUGAUGAGAAAUCUUUCUUAGAGAAAUGCCUCGGAUGCCGCCGCCUUGGGGUCUCCUUUGGUCUCUGGGUCUUUAACCUCUUCCCUCCAUGGCCCUCAGGGCACUUACAUCUCACCUCCCUGGAGAAGGGGGCGGCCAUAACUGAGCCUGCUUUUUUUCUUUAUUUCUUCUUUUUAUUCUUUCCAUAUAUUUUUCCCUCCUCCUUUUCCUUUCUUUUUUUUUUUAAACAAACUGACUUUUCAUCCGGUUCUGCCAUUCUUCCUUCUCUUCCUCACCCUUCUCACCAUUUUCCCAUCCCACCCCCACUUUCCCCUUCACAAACCACCCUUCUCCAGAAAGAGCAAGGCCCACCCAACUUCCAACGUUAGCUGGCCUAGCAACCCCCUUCUCUCUGCCCCGAGUGCGGUUGUAUUUUUGUUUCUCACAUACAGUGAAAAGUCACAUAUUCCACCUCUCCUCACGGAAGAGAGAGAUGGCCCUUUUUUUUGUCCUAGUCAUCACACACACAAAAAAAUGGUACAACAAAUUGAACUUAAAUAUAUGUGUGUAUGUGUGAAAACACACACAGAGUAUUCCCUUAGCCGGAUAAUAUCACUACGGUACUUGGUUAUCUGGUGCAGUGCACGUGGGUAAUCUUUAAAUAUACAGCUUUAAAUGUUUUAUUUUUGGAAGAAAUGCUAACUGGAGGAGAUUAUAUAUACAUAUAUAUAAUAUAUACAUAACUAGUAUGUAUAUGUGUGUGUUUAUAUCCAAACUUUCCUCAAAGGAAGAUGGGGAUUUUUGCAUUGACCUCUAUUGCUGGAUGAUCUUCCCAUACCCAAACCUUAACCUCUCUAUUCUCCCCCUCCCACAACUCUUUCUUCUUGCCCUAACUUGACCCCGAACCCAACUCCAAAGCAGCUCUUAAUGUGUUAUGGUGGCUCAUUUGAAGUGGAAGUAGAGGGGAAGUUGCUCUCCCCAGCAGCUUUCAGCACAGGUCUGAUUGAAUGUACCUAUUAGAUUUAUUUCUCCUGUGGUUAGGAAGCUGCUGAGAGAGGGUGUAUAGGUCUGGAGUUUACAGAGUGGGUCUGCUUUUAAAGUCACUUUAUGCAUUUCCCACCUCUCUUUUUUCUUUAAGAAGAAAAAAAGCACCUUUUCGGUGGUGGAUAAAGUAAUACUAAAGGACUUGAGAUAGAAGGAAAUGGAAAGGCAAAGGGCUGUGAAAUUUCAGGGGAGUUUUUACCUUUUCCUAAUUCCUAAGAGGAGAGAAAAGGUCUGGGAAAGGCCCACAUUUUUUUCAGCUGAAGGGUAAAAUCUUUCUUUGCAGAGACAGUAUUUUGCUGAAUACUUUUUAUAAUGUGAUAAUUAUUAAAAACAAAAACAAAACCAAAAUUUUUGGUCACUUCAAAGCUGGAAGGAGGAAUCAGAUAUCCCUUAAUAUUUUUUUCUUGCUCCUUCUGGUAUAUGCAUGUCACUGCAUGACAGCUCUGAGUUUUCUUUUGUUUUAAUAAAACUGUGCUCAGACAUUUAAGCUAAACUAAGAGGAAAAAAAAACUUUGUUGCCAAAAGGUUGUGCUAUCCAGGUUUUUAUGUCUGCAUGUAAAAACAAAACAACUAGAAAAUGCACUCUUAACUAUGUGAACUGAGAGGAACAAAACAAAAUCAGGUUUUAAACAGGAAAACCUAAGGGGAAUGAUAUUUUUUGAAAGACUUUUGUAUAAAGUUGAGUACUUAGAAAAAAGACAAACCAGAUGUAAUAUAUUUUGUGGAUGUUUUUAUUUCUUGGAUUUAUAGUACCUUAUACUAAGGUAACCAAAAGUAUGCUUGAUAUUGUGAAAAGGUGAAAUUCUUCACCAGCAUUUCAUUUGCUCAUUUGUCACAUUGUAAUGCCAAUAUGAUAUAGUUAAUGCAAACAGCAUUUUUAAAAACCGGAAUAUUGAAAUGGUGUAACGUCUUACCAUUUGCACUGUGAGCAAAUGCUAAUACAGUAAAUAUAUUGUGUUUGCUGACAAUCAACCAGGCUGUAAAUUUCAUUUCGUGUUUGGGUCUUUUAAUUCUGUAUAGAGCAUGUUUAUUUUUGUUCUUACCUUGGUUUAUUUGUUUGGUUUGGUUUGGUUUCUGGACUUACUUCCCGUGCUCAGAAAACCUUCAUAGAGAAAAUGUGAAAUGGGAAGAGGAUGAAUUUUAUCUGGGUUCUGGUGCCAUUUGGAAUCUGGAUAUAGAGGGUUUUGGUGGUUGUUGGUUUUGGGUUUGGUUGUUUUUUGUUGUUGUUGGUUGGCUGGUUGGUUUUUGGCUUUAGUUGGUUGGGUGCUGCUCUGCUGGGACACCUCGAUCUGUCUGUCCCGAGGUGAGAACCACAAAAAAGCACUCAUGGAUGCAUUCAUGGGAAACAGUUAACAGCCAGCUUUGGGAUAUUUCUACUGCCCUUAUCCCUGUUGCCCUCUGGGUUUCUACUAAUCAGUAACCUUGGAGAAAACCCCUCUUGGUUUAUGGAAUCUUGCUAAAGUGACCAGAGGGAAUGGAGAAAAGAGAAUAGAACCUCGAAGGUUCUCUGCAGCCAUGUUGAGACUCUCUUGCUUGAAGCUUUGUGAAAACAGAAAAUGGGAGGAUUACUUUGCCUACAGCUUGACUGAAGACUUGGGAGGGAGAGCUUGGUGCCCAGGGCUCUCAAGUGUGCUGCUGGGUAGUUUGGAAACUGCCUUGGCAGCUGCAAAAGGUGAGGGUGGAUAGGGAUGGGAAGAGGAGAGCUAAAUGCAACAGCCCUAAUCCUACUGGGACAGGACUUCUGGAGCUUUGUUUCAGUCUCGUUUGGAGCUGACUGCCUGGUCUGAAGGUGGCUUUGGCUUUUGGAAAUUUUUCAUAUGGACUAACCAAGGAAGUAGGGCACAGAAGGUGCUCUUUUUUAUGUUUGGCCUUUGUUUUCUGCUGAAAUACAAGUCCGACAUUUGCUUUUUUU